This is a messenger RNA of Schistocerca americana (American grasshopper), 6383 nucleotides long. RefSeq names its product anaphase-promoting complex subunit 1 (gene shtd). Gene Ontology annotation, molecular function: molecular adaptor activity. Gene Ontology annotation, cellular component: anaphase-promoting complex. NCBI's taxonomy places the organism in Eukaryota, Metazoa, Arthropoda, Insecta, Orthoptera, Acrididae. The record is from RefSeq and is a predicted model, not a curated record. Bases 165 to 6080 code for a protein of 1971 amino acids. The transcript is spliced from 34 exons. Gene Ontology annotation, biological process: protein K11-linked ubiquitination; anaphase-promoting complex-dependent catabolic process; metaphase/anaphase transition of mitotic cell cycle.
GUACUCGUGUUAGAGUCAGAGCACGCGCAUUUCAAAAGUGCCGCUUGCUUGAUUGUGAAGUAGGUUAUGCGUAGUUUUCAACACAAAUUUUUAUUUUUGAGUAGAGCAGGAAGUUAUUUGACGUCAAAAAGGUGACAGCAAAUCUGGACAACGAGGAGGAUAUCAUGAUUGCCGCAUCUGAACCACAGGAGUUUGUGCCUUUCGGACGGCAUCAUCUACAGAGACAUCCGGGAGAUGUAGUAGUCGAAGCUAUUAACCGGCAGCACCAUCCAGACUCCUCUCUACUUCAUCGUCUGAGCCAAGUUGCAAUAUCAGAGGAUACCAAGAAUCGUGAAAACUGGCGCAUAAGGGCAAGCUUAGAUGAUGAUCAGCAGUGUGAAGAGGAGCUGUAUAUGAAUGGUAAAAUAGCUGUGUGGAGCCAGGGGUCGAUGUCAAGUCAUAGAAAUCCAAACAGCAGUAAAGUGAUAAAAAGUAGUUACACAAGUGAAACACCAUUGCAAGCUGCCAUCUGGUGUACAUUCCAUGUUUCUUCUUCUGAUAAACCUAUCCUUAGCUGGACAGCUGGAAGGGCCCCAACAGAAGAACCAGAAGGGGCACCUACACCUGCUGUUUGCUUAAUAGAUGCUGAAAACAUCAAAGUUUAUACUCAAGAUGGCGAAGAUUAUGUUUCAUCUCUUCAGUUUGAGGUGUCUGCAGCAUGGCCGUGCAAGUACGGCCUCCUACUUGAACGAGCAACAAAUGUUUCAGCACCUCAUUUUGAUUAUGAAUUUGAUGAAAAUCCACCUACAAUUUUUUCAUUAUCACACCCUUUAGAUGAUGUUACCCCGGUAGUAUCAAAACAUGUGACACUCUCAAAUAUAUGUGAUCCCUGCCAGAAAAUUGUAUUUGUCAGUGAGGAACCAUCUGUAUGUAUGACAUAUGACUCAAAUUGUGGACUUCACAGUGUGUGGAAAAUAAGAAAGGUGCAAUCAGAGGAAUGUCGCUUCUUCUAUCCUGAUCAGUCAAAUACUACACUGAACCACUCGAGUGCGUCCACAUUUAUGGGAAAUGCAAGUGUUAUGUCCAAUAGCAACCGUCUCUCUAUUGGAGCCACACGUAUUUCGGCUCCUGUUACUACUGCUGCUUCUCUUAGUGUGGCAAAUGUCACUGCUGGCCUGGGAUCUGUCUCAGGAAUUGCGUCUUGUCGAGGCAGUCCAGUGCUGCCUUCCUCUGCUCGAACGUCUGCAAGCUCCUUCAGCCCUCUUGGGAACCGUGCAGCAUCUCCAGGUGAGGCAUUUGCACUGUUAUCACCAGCCUCUUCUUGCCGUUCUGUCCGUCGUCCAUCUGGUAGCCCCCUCUCUCUUGCAGACUCAAGACUGACAGUCAGUCAGGCUACUGACUACCAUGUUGUACCGAAGCCAUUGUAUCCAGAACUUUGCAUUGAACAUGUUUGGACAGAAAAAUCAAGGGAAGGAAUAGCGUGUGCUGCAUCACACGCAUUUCUUGUGACAGAUAUGGUUGGGCAGAUGUAUUUAUGUUACAUGCUACCAGCUCGAAAGCAUCUGAUGUGCAUGCGUCUUGAAUUGACCCAUGAACAGCAACUCAUCUUUGGGGUUGCUUGUGCGAUUCAAGCUAAAGAUGCUGCCCCUCUUCCGAAGAUAAACAUGAUAGCAACAAUAGAUUUGUCAGGUGGUGUUGUGCUGUAUACUGGUUUGAACAUGGUUGCCAAAGUACAUAUUGGAGGAAUUCCAUCGGCAUUAACCACAUCAUCUUAUUUGUCUUCGCACUUAAGUCCUUUUCCGAGGCGAAGCAGUGCCAUUUGGUCACCUAGUGGAUCUGACUCUCUUCUGGACACGCCAAAGUUUGAAGAAGCAGUGCGCCAGUUAUCCCCCGUAGCACCACCACCAGCUCCGCCUGUUUCUCCAAAUGAAAAAGUACCAUUUAGUUCUUCAUACUUGGAAGGAAGUCCACAGGCUGGUGGCCAGCUUGUGCAUAUCCGUGAUCCAGUUGCUAACAGAAUUACAUUGGAAUAUGCUGAUGGGUCUCUGUUCCGUAUGGCUCUCCCAGAACUUUGUACCUCACCAUUAGUUAUGAACUGCUUGAAAGUGUUGAAGAAUGUUCUUCAGAAGGAUGUGGCAAUGCAGCUACUGGUUCGCUGGUAUGCUUCAAGAAAUGCUCCUGGUUCACAAGACAUAGCACCACAACAAGAAUGGCAACUCUUUUUGGGUGUCCUUUUAGAUAUGAUAGGCUACGAUGUUGAGCAAGUGCCUGUGAUGCGAGCUCAACGUGAUGGACCCGAUUCAACGGGGUCCGACGGGUUUCAUCACCUACAACAGCAUGCUAAAAAACGUCGAAGCUCAGACAUGGGUUCUUCAGAGGAUUGGGAGUAUCUGUUGCGUUCAGAUCAUCAUCGGACUCUUGCUGCCAGCGUCACAACAAUGCUUGGUUUACACCCCCCUCCACCACCAAGUUCUGAGAAAUCACAUGAGAGUGCCACUCCAACAAAUUCAUCUGCAUCACUUUUCUUAUCAUUGCCUUUGUUGCAUUAUGCGCUACAUCUGCUUUAUGAGGACUUGAAGCUGAACAUGCUGAUGUCAGAAGUAUUACCAUCAUUAGCUCAACUUUUGUACCAGCUUUCAAGUGACUUGAAACUGCCAGCAUAUGUUGAUCAUUACUGGAAGGAUUAUCCAACACUCUGCCCUGCCAAAGUACUGAAGGAAAGCUAUAUAUUGGACUCAGAUUUGUCGAAACUACAGUUUCCACAUUUCAUACCACAGAUGCCUCCAGAUGUUUUUCAUCAUAUAUAUAACAUGAUUAUGGGAAGACCGACUGAGCCAUUUCCUUACAUAAGACAAGUUAACAGGAGAACAAAAGACAUUGUUCAGUUAGUUGCUGUAAUUACCCAGGGUGCAGAGAAUCCAAACUUGCAGCUGGAACAUUUUAUACAGCCUGUGGUACCAGCAGGAAUCAGAGGAGAAACACAAGAAGUUCUUUCAGCAAGGGAUGCUGGACGCAGCGCUUCAUAUCCGUUUCCACAUAGGGCAGUUCUUCUGAUGGUGGAAAUGGAUAUCACUGCAGGAGACUUGCAACAGAUGCCUGUUGGUGUUGCAAUGCUGUUAAGUGAAGUUAUUUAUCUGAGCCGACAGAAUCCACCUUCAGAUUGGCCUGAGACAGCUUAUAGACUUAUAGCACGCCAAGACUUGGUUGCCCAGUGUUCGCCAAAUAGCAUGGUUGACAUUGGACACUCAAGGCGCACAUCUACUGCGUCUGCACAUGGUUCACUUCGUGUCCCACCAUUGGACCUCGAUACUGAUGAUGGCAUGGAAAUGUCUGACACUGAGCAGACACUGAAACUACGAUUCAGCAAAGAUCACAGGGUAGCAGAAGUAAGGCGACUGCUGCAAUCAUCACAGCCAGUUAGAAUCGCCAUACCACAGCAGCCAGAAGUGUCAGACCAUGAGUACAUAGAAGAGCAAGAGAAACAUCUUUAUGCCCUGUGUACUCGUACAAUGGCUUUACCUGUCGGAAGGGGAAUGUUCACAUUAAGAACUGCAGCUCCUAUCAUAACAGAAACGCUUAGCAUACCUCGACUCUGUCUGACAGGACGAGCAGCACCUCGUGGGACAACAGUCGAUUUGUCACACAUUGAUGUUGUUCCCAAUAUGAACAUGUGGCCUCUCUUCCACAAUGGAGUUGCUGCAGGCCUCCGAAUAGCACCAAAUGCAUCAGAUAUUGAAUCUGCGUGGAUUGUGUUCAACAAACCAAAGGGCACAAGUGAAGCAUAUACAGAACAUGCGGGGUUUCUGAUGGCACUUGGACUUAAUGGGAAUCUUAUGAGCUUGGCAAGACUCAACAUGUAUGAAUACCUUGUAAAGUGCCACGAACUGACAAGUGUUGGUCUACUUCUUGGUGUUGCUGCAACAAAGAGAGGCACUAUGGAUGUUGCGACAACAAAGAUGAUGAGUGUCCAUAUGGAAGCACUACUGCCGCCAACAUCAAUUGAAUUAGAUAUUCAGCAAAAUAUUCAAGUAGCAGCGCUGCUUGGAAUAGGUCUACUGUAUGAAGGCACAGCACACCGUCGCAUGGCUGAGGUUCUACUUUCAGAAAUAGGACGACCACCUGGUCCAGAAAUGGAGAAUAGUGAUGAUCGCGAGUCCUACUCUUUGGCAGCUGGCUUGGCUUUGGGGCUUGUUGUACUGUGCCAGGGGCAAGAACUAGAUGGCCUCAAUGACCUUGCUAUACCAGACAGACUACACCAUUAUAUGGUGGGUGGACAUCGCCGGCCCCUUACAGGCUCCCAAAAAGAAAAGUAUAAAUCUCCAAGCUACCAGAUUCGUGAAGGUGAUGCUGUUAACAUUGAUGUCACAAGUCCAGGUGCCACCUUAGCUUUGGGAAUGAUGUUUUUCAACACUGGAAACAGGGCAGUAGCAGAUUGGAUGAAAGCUCCAGAUACACAGUACCUCCUUGAUUUUGUGCGCCCAGAUUUCCUAUUACUUAGAAUUGUGUCUCGGUCACUUAUAUUGUGGGAUUCAAUACUACCUACUGUAGAAUGGGUGGAAUCAAAUGUUCCUGAGAAUAUUCGUCCAUAUUGUUUAGUAAAACCACCAAGAAUUCCACCUCAGAAUAUUGAUUAUGAAACAAUGAAUCAAGCAUACUGCAACAUUGUUGCUGGAGGUUGCAUGGCAGUUGGUUUACGAUUUGCUGGUUCUGCAAAUAAUGAAGCCUUUAAAACAUUACUUCAUUAUGCAAAGAUGUUCACAAACUUGUCUGGAAAAUCUAUUGCGGAACUGGCUGGCAAGUCUACUAUAGAAACCUGUCUGAAUGUGAUGCUGUUGUCACUGGCAAUGGUGAUGGCAGGAACUGGAGACUUGGAUGUAUUGAGACUUGUAAGACAUUUACGCUCACGUGUUGGUCCAGCAAACAGUGUCGUAACUUAUGGAUCACACCUUGCGACACAUAUGGCCCUUGGUCUAUUGUUUUUGGGUGGUGGUAGAUACACUCUCAGCACUUCACCUUCAGCUGUUGCUGCAAUGUUAUGUGCCUUCUUUCCUAAGUUUCCAACACACAGCAAUGAUAACAGGUACCAUUUACAAGCAUUUCGUCAUUUAUAUGUACUGGCUGUAGAACCACGGUUGCUGAUGCCUCGAGAUAUUGACCAAGGCACCUUGUGCUAUGCACAUGUGAAUGUUGUUUACCUGGACACCAUCCACUACCAAGGGCAAAGUGUUCGAUUAAGAGCACCGUGCAUGUUACCAGAACUAAAUUUAUUGAAAGAGGUCCGAGUGGAGGAUGAUCGCUAUUGGUCUGUGACUUUUCAUAGGGACAAGAACUGGGAUAAUUUAAGAAAGAUACUGCAGGGGUCUGGUGUGCUAAAUGUCAAGCAACGAGCUGGAUGUUUGUCCUACUUGGAAGACCCACAAGGAUUUCGUAGUCUUUUAGCACAGACUCUAACGACGGAUACAGCUGUCUCCUGGUCUGUGAGGGCUGACUCAGUGAAUGCUUUCUCAUCAGACCCAAAUGUGGCUAAAUUUGCACAGUGUUUCUUGGAAAAUGAAGAACUUGAAACAAGCAUGUGUGAGAGACAAAUUAUACAGCUCCUGGCAACUGUUGUAUAUGAAUGUGUAACUCAGGACAAGCUGAGUAUUUUACCAAUGUGGCUCACAAUUAUUAAGACUGUUCAGAGUAUGGCAACAGAACCAAAUCAUUUGUUGAUGUGGCAACUGAAACUUGUAACAGCACAAGGAAUCAGUCGUGCAAGUUGGCGCCAGGGGCAGUCUGUGCUGCCACUAGUUUCGUCGGACAUGGCCUUGUCUGUAAUUCAGAGAGUUUUACAGAUACUGGAUUCGUGGGAAACAGAUCUUUCACUGCCUCUAAAAGCUUAUCUGAAAGGUGAGCUGUGCUGCAGAACUGAAACAGCCCUACGAUUGACUAUGUAUCUCACUUAUCAUGAAAUACCUUAUUAUGGAAAGUUUGAGGCACUCGAAGCAGCAAAUGUAGCUGAUCCAUUAAGCAUGAAUCUGAAACUUCAGCAGUACCGCAUACCACCAAGAACUCUGCAAAUGAUUUCGUCAAUCUUUGCAACAGAAAAUAUGCUACUUUAAGGAAGGUCUUGCCAGUUGUGAUUUCUGAUAGUUUUGUUGGAAAAGUCACAGACACCAGAGAAAGGUGGCGAAGAAAUUUGUGUACCGUACAAAGCUGUGAUACUUCACAUAAUUUUUAAUUGGAGCGUUGCACUGUAAAUGUUGUUCGUUGUUGUGUAUUAAAUGUUGUACAAGACUGUUUUCCACUGAAUUCAUGGUUUUACAUGCAAUUUAAAGUGGAAUUGUAACUAUGAAUCUUUUGUAACACUGAUUUAUUUCAGUAUUGUAUUUAAAAAUUUUAGAAUAAAUUAUUUUUAUCAGUUA